Delphinapterus leucas (beluga whale) is the source of this 3439-nucleotide messenger RNA. Lineage: Eukaryota; Metazoa; Chordata; Mammalia; Artiodactyla; Monodontidae. The record is from RefSeq and is a predicted model, not a curated record.
ACCCCGGCGCGGAUGCUGCCGCGGGCUGGCGCCUCCGCACCUCGGGGCUUAUGAGCUGUACCAGGUACGUCCCUCCCAAGCCCGCAAGGCCGGCUGCCCGGCCGCGGAGACGGCGGCGAGGGCGCGUAGCGGGGGCCCUCUUUGGUCGUGCCACCUACACUUUCUCCGUCCAACUUGCAAUUACACUCUGGGAGUGGGACACUUUAGAAGGGCUCAAGGAGGCUGUUGCUUCCACGUGGGGAGGGCAAUCCAGGGACCAGAGGUGGGAUGGAGCCUGGCCGGACCCACGUGAUGCACCGAGGUGGGGGUCCCGGCCGCGACGGGCGGCCCGGGGGCUGGGGGCUGGGACUUCAGAUACUCUUAAUCCCUAUUGUGACGAGUUCGAACCUGACACAAGGCUUUUCCACCUGGGACCCGACACUUCUAGAGAGUGUCCCCGGAGUUGAGCGAUGGGGUCUCAGCACAAGGGAAAGUCGCUUCGUCUCUCCCCCGGCCUCGAUUUCCCGGUACAACGUAGGGAAACACACUUGGUGAUCUCUCAGGCCGCCGAGGGCGACGGGACACAGGACGUUGCGGCGGCCGGGGCCUCCCGGAGCAGAGCCACCUCCGGUUCCCGGUCCCCAGACGGGCUGUCCCGGGCCAGCGGGGGCGAGGUGGCCGCGCGGGGACGCUCUCGUGGCGCCGCUCCGCCUCGGGUGGCCCUGCUGCCCCGCCCUGGUGUGAUAACUAGGGCUCCUCCUCCUCGUCGUCUUCCUCCCCCUGCCGGUCACAACUCCGGGAACCCAGCCCAAGGCCUGCCUCCCGGACACACCGAGGCUCACGUAGUCUGGUGGCGGCAGCCUCCCCUGCCACCUCCCUCCGGGCGUUCCGAUGCAGCGAGCCAGCUGGAAAGGGGGCUUCCCCGCGGCCCAACAGGCUAGAGACUUUAAUCCUGGUUUCAUCGCCGACUUCUUCAAUUAGCCCAUUGGAACUGUCAAAUCAGAAUAUCAAUUUGCCAUGGGUUGUAGCCUGCUGUAGCCCCGUGAUGGCUGUGGACAUUGAGUGCAGGUACAGCUGCAUGGCCCCCUCCUUGCGCAGAGAGCGGUUUGCCUUCCAGAUCUCCCAGAAGUCAAGCAAACCCCUGAGGCCUUGUAUUCAGCUGAGCGGCAAGAAUGAAGCCAGUGGGACGGUGGCCCCGACCGUCCAGGAGAAGAAGGUGAAGAAGCGGGUGUCCUUUGCAGACAACCAAGGGCUGGCCCUGACAAUGGUCAAAGUGUUCUCCGAGUUUGAUGACCCGUUAGAUAUUCCACUGAACAUCACCGAGCUCCUGGACAGCAUUGUGAGUCUGACAACAGCGGAGAGCGAGAGCUUUGUGCUGGAUUUCUCGCAGCCCUCUGUAGACUACCUAGACUUCAGAAAUCGGCUUCGGACCGACCACGUCUGCCUGGAGAACUGCGUCUUGAAGGACAGAGCCAUUGCAGGCACGGUGAAGGUGCAGAACCUCGCAUUUGAGAAGAUGGUGAAAGUCAGAAUGACAUUCGACACCUGGAAAAGCUUCACAGACUUUCCCUGUUGGUACGUGAAGGACACGUACGCAGGUUCAGACAAGGACACGUUCUCCUUUGAAAUCAGCUUGCCUGAAAAAAUUCAGUCUUAUGAGAGGAUGGAGUUUGCCGUGUGCUAUGAGUGCAAUGGACAGACGUACUGGGACAGCAAUAAAGGCAAAAACUAUAGGAUCAUCCGGGCAGAGUUGAAAUCCGCCCAGGGAACAGCCCAGCCACCAAAUGGACCAGAUUUUGGAAUAGCUUUUGACCAGUUUGGAAGCCCUCGGUGUUCCUAUGGUCUGUUUCCGGAGUGGCCUAGUUAUUUAGGAUACGAGAAGCUUGGGCCCUACUAUUAGUGACGGCCUGGGAUGGAGCCGGGCUGAGUGGGUGCAGAGGAGCCGAGCUGCAUCACCCCAGGAUGGAGAUGGAAGCCCAGAGAAAAGCUGAACUGCCAUCAGGCACAGUUUUCGAAAAGAAAGGAUCCUAGUCACUUUUUUUCUUCAAGCAGGCAAGCCAGCCAGGCUUAGAUCACAGAACUGGGUUCACACUCAGAGGAGAUGGGUGUGCGGUCUGUUUGGCACCCGCGUGGUGGCAAUGAGGGUCCGAGCAGGAUGGUGCUGGAAACGGUCUGGACAGGACCCAGGCCUGCAGGGAGCACUGGCCAGGCCGGAGGAUGGUGGCUCAGUGACGAGGAGCCCCUCUCCCCUCGGGUGUGGGAAGUCAGUCCCCCCGGCCCCCUCUUCCUGUGGUCUUUCCCGCCCACCCAGGGCCUCCCCGCCUGUUGCAGCUGCCCCGUGUCUACGUGGGCUUCACACUUUAUCUCUGUGUGUUUGAUUUUCUUCCACAGUUCAUCUGCAGUUCAGGAAAAGAUAAUAAAGGCAGAUCAGCUCAUGACAGAGACAGGCAUUUCCUUUUUCUGACCCCACUUAGAUAUCCCAGCAGAGGACGACACACCAGCUAUGAAAAGUCAACCGGCUGCUGUGCGCUGUCACCAGCCAUGGCAGGCUGGUGCCAGGCAGGACAGUCAGGAGGGGGACACUUUUAGCUCCACCUCUUGGCGCUGGGGGGAACUUUCUAAGCACUCUUACCCUGAGUCACCCGAGGGCUCAAUUACAAGACUUGCUGUAACUUGCCAAGCUGGUUUGCCUGUGUCUCUUUCUUCACGAAAGGAUUUUAGGAUCUCUUUUCCUGGAGAGUCAUCUUUUAUGCUGUGCUCAGGACGUUUGGAUUUGCAGAUUAAGUGUAUCCUCGGCACCUUCAGGAAGUGCUUGGUUGUAUCUUGACUGUGAUUUACAACCUCCACGUUGUAAACAGCACCUUACAAGCCCCCACGGACUUUGACUUGGUUGUUCUUACCUAUGGUGUGUGGGUACGUAAAGGGAUAGGGGUGAAGAACCUCACCGAGUUCUCAGAUGUCGUUUUCGCUGUUUGCCAACUCUGAAAUAUCAGAUAUUAUUUGUUCUUAACCACAUUGGACUAAAGCAUUAAAAGUCUGUUGGUUCAUACUGUUGUGAGACUCCUGGGACUUUCCUUGUCAGAUGGACCCCCAAACCCUGUGAUUUUUCUUGGGCAAAAUUGGUUGGUCCUUGGGGGUGUUUAAAAAUAUUUUUACAUGUGUAUUUGUAGAAGGUUGGGGUCUUUUACUGUUCUGUUUUUGUUUUUGGAGCUUAGCUAAAUGACUGCCUCAUUUUUCUUUUGCCUGACCUUACUAAAGUGAGGUCUUCCUCAGGGAGGAAGGAAGAGGGAUGCCCCACUGCCUGGAUUUGGGGGCACAGCUCCUGGACUCUGCAAGCAAAGAGUCUUCUUUCACUUGCAUUAUCCAGAUCAGUUGGAAGAGACCUCCCAGCUUCUGUGGCUUUGUAAAUUAGCAUCAAGCAGGUCUGGAGUGUCUUGGCUCCUAGAGUUUUGUGGUUGGG